Molecule: messenger RNA, 1779 nt
Organism: Cyclopterus lumpus (lumpfish)
Lineage: Eukaryota; Metazoa; Chordata; Actinopteri; Perciformes; Cyclopteridae
Product: eukaryotic translation initiation factor 1b
Exons: 4
Coding region: 179-520 (113 amino acids)
Biological process (GO): translational initiation
Cellular component (GO): eukaryotic 43S preinitiation complex
Molecular function (GO): RNA binding; ribosomal small subunit binding; translation initiation factor activity
Source: RefSeq, a predicted model, not a curated record
UUGUUUUCCAGCUACGGGCUUCCGAAGAGCUCCAUUUUGUGAGAGCCGUCGAAGCAGAGCCGCGUCCCCGAGGAAAGAAAAAAACCUAGGAACGACUAAAAAAAAAAGAAGGUCAAAGUCACCCGACGAACAGCUCGCUAACCAAGUUAUCAUCCGAAAGGAAAGCAAAUCUUAUCGUAUGUCCGAUAUCCAGAACCUCCAAACUUUUGACCCCUUUGCUGAUGCAACUAAGGGUGAUGACCGCCUCCCAGCCGGGACAGAGGACUAUAUCCACAUAAGAAUCCAACAGCGGAACGGCAGGAAGACCCUCACCACUGUCCAGGGCAUUGCCAUCGACUAUGACAAGAAGAAGCUAGUCAAGGCCUUCAAGAAGAAGUUUGCGUGCAAUGGGACAGUGAUUGAGCACCCAGAGUAUGGUGAAGUGAUCCAGCUCCAGGGAGACCAGCGCAAGAAUAUCUGCCAGUUCCUCAUCGAGAUUGGCCUGGCCAAGGAGGAGCAGCUCAAAGUCCACGGCUUCUAGAAGCUGCUAGCAGCCCUCUCCCCUUCUACUAGAAGGCCAUUACCCCCCCCCCUCUCUCUCCCUCCCCCCCCCCUCUCUCUCCCUCCCCCCCCUCUCUCUCUCCCUCCCCCCCCUCCCUCCUCCUAUGUGCUGCUGUUGCCCUUCUUCCCCCCUCUCCCUCCUUGCAACCCCACCAGCUCCCAUUAGCCAACACGUGAAUUACCUCUGACAAAAAUGGGAUUCUGUAACACCACCGCCCCCCUACACCACCAGGGGGCAGGCUCGCUCUCUCAAAGACACACCACUGCAGCGCCACACAACAUCAGGGAUGAGUGGUGAUGACCCCCCCCCCCCCUCACAAACUUCCUUUUCCCCCCCUUUUUGUUUAUAUACUUUUUAAAUUUUUCUUUUUAGGUCUUGUGCCACAACAUGGAGGCACCGUUUCAUGUAACUUUUUUGUUUUGUACUUCAAGGUGUUUCAAUAAAACGUUGCGUCUCCACAUGGAGUGUUGUCAUGGGGCACUGGGGGCUGGGUUUGUACCGGAAGGUCCCGGCUUUACAACUGUUAGCUGCUGAACUGGGUGCGUUUAGGAGGACGGGGUCUUUUUGUCCGGCGCGCGCUGCAGAAGUCAGUCUCUGUGGUUUGCCGACAGAAGAGACGUCCCUCUUGUCAGCCCUUCUCAUAACUCCCACCGGCAUCGUUUACACGCCCGGCCGCCAAGUAAAGUUCUGACCAUCUUCGCCGCGCACUCCGGCACUUUUAUGUUUUUGCUCUUCGUGUAACGGCACAUUUUUCUAACUCGUUUCUUCAUAUAUAUUUUUGUUAAUUUGCGGCCGACUCAAGUAUUAAACCUGAAUUGGCGUUCAGUCAGAGCGAGGCCCGUGACGUGGACGGCUGAGUCGGUUCCUUUGAGAACAGAGGAACCCUCCAGAGUGGGAAGUGAACUCCAUACUGGUGACGCUUUAGUUCACUUAUAAUUUCAUAUUACUGCUGGAAGAAGGGCGCUUCCUCCUCUGGCACACGACCGGCUUCCUGCUGGGCUCCGCUCACUAUUCUGGUACCACAGCUGCAGUUAUGGACUCUUGAAUCUUUAAUUUUCAUAUAUAAUGCAAUAAUUUAUAAACCUGAGUUAAAGAUGUAGUGAUGCUGAAGUAAUACAGUAACAAAACAAAAACCACGAAGCCAUGGCCAGGUCCCACUGUGCUCCUGUGACCGAGGACGGAGAGCAAGUCUGUUGAGAAAUCCUCAUUUGGUUCAAUAAAAUGUCUGCAGUUGAAAA